AUGAAUCCCGCUCAGUUUUCCAACCCCGGCGGGGCCAUCCCGGUUGUCAAACAGGGCAUGCAACCGCAGCAGCAGCGAAAUUCCGAUGUCCAGCACAUCAUGAACCAAGUUGCCCAGCAACUUCAAGGUCAAGGUCCUUAUGGCGGAUGGAAAGAUGAGGUCCCCAUCAAGACUCGAGUGAUGAAUGUUUUUCAGAUGUACGUCUUCCCAAGCAGGGCUGGAGAACAAAAAAACACAGGAUUCCUUGUCAUUGUUGCUGCUAUUGUUUGGUCUGGGUCUCAUGAGAUUGAUUGGAAUUAUCUCAUCGGUCCCUUGAUUGAUUCCCCUCCACCCGCCCCUCUUUCCAACCCCAUUCAUCUGGACCGGCCAGUCUCACUAACCCUUUACCACAUUAGGAUCACCUCUCUCCGUCUCAUUCAACCUCGUAUCGAUCUGGGUCAAGCUGCCCAGGCUGCCGUCGUCUUUGAACAGAAGGCUUUUCAGAAAGCCAAUGAACGGAACGAUUACGAGAAGGAGUGCAACGAAAAGCUCCUCCACAUCAAGGAUACUCGAGAGCGACAGGCGGCCGUCGCUCUUCAGAGCGGCAUGAUGCCCCAAGGUGGGCCAGGCAUGCAAAACCAACUUCAAGGCGCUUUCCCUCAGCAAGUCAACCGAACCCUCCAGACCUCUCCCAUUCCUGGUCAGCCUCAGAUGGCUAUGGGCAUGGCCACUUCCAACCAGCAGGCAGCCAUGCAACAGCGGCAGCAGCAGAACGCCAUGCUUCAACAACAGCAGCAGCAGCAGCGAGUUCAGCAGCGCCCGAACAAUGGAGUCGCUCUUCCCGACGACCUGAAUACUCUCUCAGCCCAAGAGCUCGAACACGUCGACCGCCUGGCAAAUCAGAUGCUCCAGAAGACCUCGGGCGAGGACAUGGAGAAGAUCAAGAUGAAUCUAUCCAACAUGACUCACGAGCAGCAACAAUACCUGGCUCGAAAGAAAAUGGAUCCGAUGACGUAUUUCUUCCGAUCGCAGGCUCUGAACCAACUCCGCAGACAUCGUCGUCUCCGCCAGGCUGAAAUGGGCCGCCAGCCGAACGCGGGUCUCGAUCCCAACGGUGCUAUGAUGGGCGGGGAUCCAAUGAUGCAGCAACGCCAGAUGCUUCAGAACAUGAUGAACCUUCAACGCAACUCCGCAUUUACGGGCACCCCCGGUCAAGGUAUCGAACCAGCAUUCAUGGGAAAUGUUGAGAAUAUCCAGGGCCAGCAGGCAGACGGUCUUCGAUCUCAAGAGGCUGGGCAGUUGGUGGUGCCUGCCAGCUCAUCGCAGAUGAAUCAACAGCCCUUCAAUAACCAACAGAACAUGUUCCCCCAGCAUAUGGGCCAGAGUGCCCAAGGAAAUGUGAAUGCCGCCGGCGUCAACCCUCAGAUGUUCGGAGCAGCUCACAUGCAGGGUGGUGCCAAUGGAUUCGCGAAUCAGCAAAUGCAAGCGCAAGCGCAAGCUCAAGCGCAAGCGCAGGCUCGCGUUCAAGCUGCUCAGAAGGCUCAAAUGGCGAUGUCAGGCCAGGCAAACCAUCAGGCACAGGCACGUCUCUCUCAGCAAAGCCCUGUGAUGCCGAUGCUGAAUCAGCCGAUGGCCGCCGGCCAAAUCUCCCCAAAUCAAGUCACCGCGCAAGCUGUUGGGCGGCCUCCAUCUCGUCCCCCGAAUAUGGGAGGGCACCCAGCAGGACCAGCUGGCAUGCAGGGUGGGCAGUCCACGAUGCAAGGCCGACCGCAAAUUCCCCCGAACCUUCCACAAGCAGUACAAGACCAGCUAAACCAGAUGCCAGCCGAACAAGUUCACAUGUUCCUGAUGAACCAACGCCGUGCUCAUAUGGUCAAUGGGAUGACUCGGAUGAAUGCCUCCCAGCAGGCCGGCGCCCUUCAGCAGGCUGUAUCGCAAGCAGGCCAAAACCCGGCGAUGUUCAAUAAUCAAAUGGCAAAUAAUCCUCGAAUGAGAAAUUCAAUCAGCCUCCAGCAGGGCAUGAAUGUCCCUGGUGGACCGAAUCAGGCUCAACAGCUCCCAGGUCAGCAGAUGACCCCACAGCAGCGAGCAAUCCUGCAGCAGCGGAAUGAAAUGAUCAAGCAGCAACUUCAGCGACAACAGAAUGCUGCCAGCAUCGAAAUGACCCCGGAACAGAUUCAAGAAAUGGAUAAAGCCAAAUUUCCUCCAUCACUUGUUAGCAAUGCUUCCCAGGGCACUAUUUUCUCUCAGGCACCAAAGAACAUUACAACCUGGGGUGCACUUAAGCAGUGGACGGCCUCGAACCCACAUGCUGCGAAUGAUGGUUCCGACCUAGCGAAGCUGAUAACCCUCCAAAAAAUUCACUACGUGCAGAUAAUGACUGCCGGAGCCAAGGGCCAAAGUGGGCAGGUACAGGGCCAGGCACCUUCCGCUCAUCAAAUGCAGGGACACAAAGGCGACAUGACAAACAUGCAGAACUUCUCCGCUGGCCAGACACAGACUUCUGGCUUGGGGAUGCGUCCGAUUACCCCUCAGGAUCUUCAGGUGGCUCGUCAGAAACUGGGACCUCAGGCGAACAACUUUACGGAUGACCAACUCCGCGAAAUUCUUCGAAGCCGUCAGCGACAAAUGAUGAUGGCCGUUCAAAACCGAAAUUUGCCGAAUCAAGGUCAUCCGAUGGGCCAGGGCAUUGCUCCUCCUCUUCAAAAUCCACCACCACAAGCAAAGGCACCUCCUAUCCCACCGCAGCCGCAAGUGACUGGUGACAUGCAAACGCCAAGUUCGAAGCCACAACCGUCUGGACCCGCAGCCUCCAAGCCCACCAAAGCAGCCGCCGCUAAACAAGUCCCGAAGAAGCGUCCUAAUCCCGAUGUUGCCGAAGAGAAUCGUGCUGCGAGUACUACUACUCCUCAGCAGCCUGCGGCACCCCCAGUGUCUUCCACCCCGAAGCCAGCGAUCCCUUGGACGCAAGAACAGUUUGCUGCAAUGAGCCCUCAGCAGCGUCUGCAGGCGGAAGCUUCAAUGCGUCGGCAGCAGCAGAGCCAACUCCGUGGCCCGAUCCUGAACCGGGCUGCUGCGGAAGAAGCCUGGAACAACAAUAUUCCCCCGAAGAUCAUGGAGGUAUACAACGAGAUUUCCAAGGGCGCCCCGCCAACUCAAUCCUUGCAAAUAUCCCCAGAACAGAAAGCGAUCAUGACUAAGCAACUUCGUGACUCGCUGGACGUCCUUGGCAGAUUAGAUGUUUUAGUUCUCCAUGGGUUCGGCAAGAUGCAGGGGCAGGAAAGAAGCAUCAAGAAUCUCCUUGCAAUGCGAGUCCAGUUGAUGCGUCAAUUCAAGCCCACCCCGGAGUGGGUUGUUAAUGACCAGUUCACGGUCACCCCAGAUUACCUGACUGGCUCCAUUCUGUUUAUUCGCAAGCUUUUCCAUAUCAUGAUCCAGAGAAUGAACGCGCGGAACCAAGCAGGCGGUGCGGGAAACCAAGCUACACAGCCUGCACAGCCCAAUCCGACUCCUGCCUUGAAUGCCUCAAACCUGCAGCAGUUGCAACAGCAACAAGAAGAGGCCCUUCGUGCCCGUCGCGCUUCUAGCCAGUCCGCUAAUGUACCGUCAGCACCGUUUGGUGCCCCAUCUCCCCAGGGAGUUCCUCACGCAUAUGGACCUGGUGGCCUUGCCCCUGAAAAGUUGAAGCUUCCUCCACCCAAGAAGCGCAAGCCAUCUCAGACCGGCACAUCAUCCUCUCCUGUUCUCGUCAGUGCUCCUACCCAAGCUGCUGCCGCCUAUCAAAAGGCAGUCGCAGAGGCCCAGUCCACCGCAGCUGCAUUGGUUGGUGCAUUCAAGUGCCAUGUGGUAGAAUGCCAAUAUCACUUCCAAGGUUUCCAGACCCAGGCAGCCCUGGACAAGCAUGUGGAAGAGACUCACCAGCCUGAAGAUGAAGAGGGCACUGAUAAUCCUUUACAAUACUACCUCGACAGCCUUGACAUUGGACUGGGACUAGCCCAGGACGGCACGGCACUCAAGAAGAUUCCCGUUACCGGUGCAGGUGCUACCAACAUCAUGAACUCAUUCACCUUGGUGGAUUCACCGGCUAAAAAGGGCAUUGCCACGCCUGUUACUGCUAGCCACACUCCUAUGACUCGCGCUCCCAGCCAACUUGGUGCCAAGGCAGCCUCUCCUGCUACCUCCGCUCAACAGCUCACCCCUCAGCCAAGCAGCAAGGCUAUGAAGCUCUCCCCCAGUCAGGAUGCAAAUAAGCAUAUUGCCAAACGUCGCCGAAUUGUUAAAGACCCAUGGGAGGAUUCUCCCAUGUCCAAGGAGCAGCUUGGUGACAUCUUCGAACCUAUGUUCUCCGAGUGCCGACGUCAAGCUCUCGGUUAUGACCCUGAAGAAUUUUUGAAUGCCGAUAUGUUCUCCCUGGACCAGACUGAAAACACUCCUGAUUCCCACGACCUGGGCCUCGCCACUCUGACUCCAAAGGAUGAGCACAAGGAGGAUAGCAAAGAUUCUUUGCGCUGGGCUGAUUUCAUACCCUGGGAUGAAGCAUCCGUGGAGAAUACUAUCAACUGGAUGGAGAUACCUCCUGAACUUGAAAGUACCUUCGGUCUCACCUUCGAUCUCGGUGGUCUUGACCAUCAACCGAAGGACCUGAACCUUGACAGUGGUGGUGCUCUCGCUAUUCCAGCACUGUGA
Molecule: messenger RNA, 4665 nt
Organism: Penicillium macrosclerotiorum
Lineage: Eukaryota; Fungi; Ascomycota; Eurotiomycetes; Eurotiales; Aspergillaceae
Exons: 2
Coding region: 1-4665 (1554 amino acids)
Biological process (GO): regulation of transcription by RNA polymerase II
Cellular component (GO): mediator complex
Molecular function (GO): transcription coregulator activity
Source: RefSeq, a predicted model, not a curated record